AUGUUAUUCAUAUGCAGCUCUAGAGUGGAAUCUGAAACAAUGUGUCCUCCCUUGACUACUUUAUUCUUGUGACUGGUUUUGUCUUCUGAGCUUUGGGGAUGGCACCGAUAACGUGGGCGGGGUUAGACGGCGGCGCUCUCUGAUUGGUUGUCCGUACCGCCCCCAACACACGUACUACCGGGAUUGAAACCACCGAACGCAUCUUUGCACAACAUCGGCAGUAAAAAAGCAUCUAACGUAAUAUCGACCCUAUCAGAGCCCGCACGUGUUGUUGUUGUUGUUGUUGUUUUUACUCAUUGCGGUUGAAGUAAACGGUGCGCGGACAUUCAUGGCGAAGAGACGUGCGCUGCUGCUGCUCGGCGCCCCCUCCAAAAGAUGUCACCUCUCUCCCAGCGGUGUGGACCGGCCGCUGGAGAGCAUGGCCCCGAGCGGGGGCGCGACUCCGCGGUCCCUUCUGGAUCUGAUGGGCACCCGCUGCAGAAAGAGGCCCCGCCACCAGGAAGAAGACCCGGAGACGCGCGAAGAAGGAGCCCCCCUCCGCCGCGAGCCCGCCGACUGCGACACGAGGAAGCGGCACGCGGCCAAUCUCUUGACUCUGCGCACUUCUGGGAGUUCCCUGCGCCGCCGCAGCUUCAGCGCGCCAUCGAGCUCCGAGAAACGACCCCGAGGUGACUGCGCGGGCUCAGAGGCCGUCACCCCGAAAGCUAACGAUGAAGCCCUGAACGGCACUGAUGACAGCGCCUACAACUCCUUCCAGUACUGGAGGGCCCCCUUACCCGAGCUCAACCUUUCACUGCUGGAGGAUCCUGGCCGUUCCCCAAGCAAAGACGAGCCCGAAUACAAAGACUCCUCUUCUGAAUACAUGGAAACGUGAAGAUUGCAGGUGGAAGCCAGUCCGCUCUACUGUGCCCUCGCACGAGCAGUCUAACGUGUCUCGGGAAAUAUGUGAUGCAUUUCAGCUGAUAGAGACGUUAAAAGCACUUUUAGGGUGCUUAAAACGUAUCCAGGAAAGAUGCGACCUCUCGAUAGACUGCCACGGUAGCCCCGUCUGUGAACCUCGUGCUGGUCUGAGAUCUCUCGGUGACUUGGGGGAAUCAACACUGAGAUCCUCACCGCAGUAUGCUGUUCUUUCAGUGGUGACCAAAACCGUGGUGAAAUUUUGGUAAACCUCAAGUUGCAUAGACCGGUGUAGAAUAGUGACUCGUACUUCUUUUCUUUUGCAAAUAUAGUAUUUUAUUAAUAAAUAAUAUUAAUAAAAACAGUUGACGUCAUAAUCACACUAGAAUAUCAUGUUUUGUGUAACUAGUUUGAAGGUUGUUUAUAGGUUCGAUGACUGUUAUAGAUGUUUGAUACAUUUGUUAAAACACUUUAUUAAAGGCCAGCACUUUAAUUACA
Messenger RNA from Gasterosteus aculeatus aculeatus (three-spined stickleback), 1395 nucleotides. RefSeq lists its product as uncharacterized. Lineage: Eukaryota; Metazoa; Chordata; Actinopteri; Perciformes; Gasterosteidae. The record is from RefSeq and is a predicted model, not a curated record.